AUGUUUCUGGCAACAUUUGAAAUAAUUUUAACACUGAUCGGGCCAGCGCUAAACGCGACAGGUACCGAAAUUGGCAGAAAAUCUAUAUCUGCGGAAAAACAACUGCUUAUUGCUUUAUGGUUUAUGGCUACUCCUGAUUCGUAUACAUAUCGUUUGUUACAAUUUUUCAUUUUUUAUUUUGUGGUUUAUUGUAGGUCUAUUUGCGUCAAAUUUGGAGUGGGUAAGGCAACGGCAUUUAGAAGCGUAAGACGUGUUACUUAUGCAUUGCAUUGCAUCGCGCCCCGAUUCAUCCAGUGGCCUGUCGAAGUUGCCGAUAAUGUAAUUGAUCAAUUUGCAAGAGUUUCUGGCUUCCCUGGUGUAAUCGGCGCCAUAGAUGGGACACAUAUCAAGAUUCGAGCACCACCAAUGGAUUCAGCUUCAUACAUAAACCGAAAAGGUUUUCCGUCUAUCAAUCUUCAGGUCAUUUGUGAUUCGCGUGGACUCUUUACGCACUGCUAUGCAGGUGAAGUGGAAUCAGUACAUGACGCUCGGGUUUUUAGAAACUCCCCAGUGAUAGAUUUUCUUGAGAGAUCUGAAGUGUACUUCCCGAACAAUUCCCAUAUUAUUGGAGAUGCGGCAUACGCAAUUCACCCGUGUGUAAUGGUACCGUUUCGAGACAAUGGACAUUUGACAAAACGUCAAAAAAAUUUUAAUUAUUGUCUAUCUUCAACAAGAAUGGCAGUUGAACGAGCGAUUGGUCAAUUAAAGAUACGUUUUAGAAUUUUAUUAGAUUGUUUACCAUUAACAGACGUCAAAAAGAUUCCUGAAUUCAUUAUAGCGUGUUGUGUGUUACACAAUAUUUGUAUAUUGCAAAGUGAUGUUAUAACUGUCGGUGUCCAACAUUAUGAACAUGAGGCACAAAUUCAUGGAAAUAACAAUGAGUUGGGGAAUGCUAAGAGAAUAACAAUAAUGAAUGCGUUGCAAAUGAGAUAA
This is a messenger RNA of Vollenhovia emeryi, 972 nucleotides long. RefSeq names its product putative nuclease HARBI1. Bases 1 to 972 code for a protein of 323 amino acids. Lineage: Eukaryota; Metazoa; Arthropoda; Insecta; Hymenoptera; Formicidae. The transcript has 2 exons. The record is from RefSeq and is a predicted model, not a curated record.